Rhodamnia argentea is the source of this 3759-nucleotide messenger RNA. Its product is annotated as DNA-directed RNA polymerase 3, chloroplastic. The record is from RefSeq and is a predicted model, not a curated record. NCBI's taxonomy places the organism in Eukaryota, Viridiplantae, Streptophyta, Magnoliopsida, Myrtales, Myrtaceae. Gene Ontology annotation, cellular component: mitochondrial DNA-directed RNA polymerase complex. Gene Ontology annotation, biological process: mitochondrial transcription. Gene Ontology annotation, molecular function: DNA-directed RNA polymerase activity; DNA binding. The transcript has 19 exons. The coding region runs from base 75 to 3017 and encodes 980 amino acids.
UCCUCCUUCUGCUGCUUGCUCUGCGCGCGGCGCUUUCAUCCAAAAGCCUCGCAGGCUUAUCUCCACCGACGACAAUGGCUUCCACCUCCGCUCCUUCCUCCUUCUCUCCGACCUCUGCAACUCAGCUCCACAGCUCGAGACCCAGGAACCCAUCUCGCAAGAACCUCCUUUACCUCUCCAACCGGCCCUCCAUUCCUCUCUUCAAGCUCUCUCGCUCUUUCCCUUUCCCUUUCCCUUUCCCAUCUUCGCUCAAUCUCAAGCCCCCUCCGUCUCCGACCCACCUCCAUCCACUGAGAGACACCGUGCACGACAAUUACCUCGAAAUCCUUCACAAGCCCGCCGACUUCCCGAGCCCAAUCGAGCAGAUUGCCGACCCGGAAUCGCGCCCGAGGAUAUUCAUCCAGGACCCGCCUUGGAUAUACCCGAUAUUCUUCAAGAACGUGUACCGGAAGGCGAGGCGGGAGGCGGAGCUGGAGCUGAAGGAGAUGGCGAGGCGGAAGUAUAAUCUGUUGAGGCGGCGGCAGAUUAGGGCGGAGACGGAGGCGUGGGAGAAGAUGGUGGAGGAGUACAGGGAGCUGGAGAGGGAGAUGAGAGACCGGAAGCUGGCGCCGAACCUGCCGCGCGUGAAGGCGCUGUUCUUGGGUUGGUUUGACCCGCUGAAGGAGGCGAUAGAGAAGGAGCAGAGGAUGCAGCGGACGAAGAAGAACAAGGCGGCGUACGCCCCGCACAUUGACUUGUUAUCGCCCGAGAAGAUGGCGGUGAUUGUUAUGCACAAGAUGAUGGCGUUGGUGAUGGUGGGGCACAUGGAUAGAUGCGUCGAGCUCGUGCAGGCCGCGGUCCAUGUCGGGAUGGCGGUCGAGCAGGAGGUAAUGGUUCAAAGUCUACUGGAGAAAGCUAAGAGCAAUCGAAAGAAAAUGAAUUUGGUUGAACCUGAAGCGGAUCUGGACAAAGAUAAAGUGAUGCGCCAGAGACGUGUUAAUGGCUUGAUCAAGAGAAAAAGAUUUAACGAAGUAAAAAAGCUAGUGAAGGAAGAGGAAUUCAAACCUUGGGGUCGAGAUACCCAGGCUAAGCUGGGAACUCGUUUGAUAGAAUUAUUAACUGAAACAGCUUUUGUCCAACCUCCAGUUAAGCAAUUAGUGGAAGGUCCACCUGAUGUUCGACCAGCAUUUAGGCACAAACUAAAAAUGGUUAAGAAGGAUCCUGGGCAGAAGAUUUUGAAGAGAUACGGUGUUAUAGAAUGUGAUCCCUUAAUUCUUGAAAAGCUGGACGUUAAUGCAAAGCAUAUGUUGGCUCCUUAUAUGCCUAUGCUGGUUCCUCCAAGAAAAUGGAAAGGGUAUGACAAGGGUGCGUACUUCUUCCUCCCUUCUUAUGCUAUGCGUACUCAUGGAUCAAGAAAGCAGCAGGAUGCUCUAAAGAAUGUGUCCGAGGAACAGAUGCAUAAUGUAUUUAAGGCCCUGGACACACUUGGAAGUACCAAAUGGAGGGUUAAUCGAAGAGUACUUGCUGUUGUGGAGAACCUCUGGGCUCAAGGUGGAAGUGUUGGAGGUUUAAUUGAGAGACUUGAUCUUCCUUUGCCAGAUAAGGAUGUUUCCGAGGAUGGUGACGAGCUUGAAUUGUGGAAGUGGAAUGUACGGAAAGCAAAGAAGGUUAACAGAGAGAGGCAUGCUCAGCGAUGCGACAUUGAGCUUAAACUCUCUGUGGCCCGAAAGAUGAAGGAAGAGGAAGGUUUUUAUUAUCCUCACAAUCUGGAUUUCCGUGGCCGAGCAUAUCCAAUGCAUUCACAUCUGAAUCAUUUAAGCUCUGAUCUCUGUCGAGGAGUUCUUGAGUUUGCUGAAGGACGGCCGCUAGGGAAGUCUGGGUUACAUUGGCUGAAGAUACGUUUGGCAAACCUCUAUUCUGGUGGUGUGGAAAAGCUUUCACAUGAUGGACGCCUGGCAUUUGUAGAAAACCAUCUGGACGAUAUAUUUGACUCGGCAGAGAAGCCUCUUGAUGGGAAUAGGUGGUGGUUGACAGCUGAAGACCCUUUUCAGUGCUUAGCUACUUGUAUUAAUUUGUCGGAAGCGUUGAAGAGCUCAUCACCAUAUACUGCCAUCUCCCAUCUUCCAAUUCAUCAGGAUGGUUCCUGCAAUGGCCUUCAGCACUAUGCUGCCUUGGGAAGAGACAGUAUGGAAGCUGCUGCAGUAAAUCUAGUUGCGGCAGAGAAACCUGCUGAUGUUUAUUCAGAAAUUGCUGCAAGGGUACAUGACAUAAUGAAAAGGGACAGCAACAGGGACCCUGCUACUUAUCCAAAUGCUGCGUUGGCGAAGGUCUUACUGGGCCAGGUGGAUAGGAAACUAGUGAAACAGACAGUGAUGACCUCAGUAUAUGGAGUGACUUUUGUUGGGGCACGUGAGCAGAUAAAAAGAAGACUAGAGGAGAAGGGUGUACUUGGUGAUGAAAGACUGCUCUUUACUGCUGCAUGCUAUGCUGCUAAAGUAACACUGACUGCCCUUGAAGAGAUAUUUGAAGCUGCACGUAGAAUAAUGGGUUGGCUUGGUGACUGUGCAAAAAUUAUUGCUGCAGAAAAUCAACCAGUGCGGUGGACUACUCCCCUUGGUCUUCCUGUUGUACAACCGUACUAUAAAAAUAAACGCCAUCUUAUAAGAACAACCCUUCAGAUUUUGGCCUUGCAGCGGGAGGGUGACUUGGUUGAUGUUAGAAGACAGAGAACAGCAUUUCCUCCAAACUUUGUUCACUCACUUGAUGGUUCACACAUGAUGAUGACUGCCGUUGCCUGCAGGGAGGCUGGUCUACAUUUUGCAGGUGUGCAUGAUUCAUUCUGGACGCAUGCUUGUGAUGUGGACCAGAUGAACUGGAUUCUACGUGAAAAAUUUGUGGAACUAUAUAACAUGCCUAUCCUUGAAAAUUUGCUUGAAAGUUUCCAGACAUCAUAUCCAGCACUGACGUUUCCUUCCCUACCUGAUAGAGGCAACUUUGACUUACGGGAGGUCCUCAAGUCUCCUUACUUCUUCAACUGAUCUAACAUAUGGCUAGAGUAGCAACUUCUUCCAAUUCGUCAAAAGCAUAACAUUUGUCGGAGUAAGAAUCUUGUUUACUACCAGCUGAAUGCUGGAGCCUGAAUUGAACCCCCGAGUUGCACGCAUUCAGGUUGCAAAUGACAGAACAAAAUUUACCUGUGUUGCAACGAAGUGGCAAUUCCUCAGAAAGUUUAUGCUUUUUGAAUAUACUCAACAAACGGAGCAGCUCGUAAGUUGUACUGGAUGGCCGUGCAACCAUCUUUUACCAGUACAGAGAAGUUAGGGAUCUCCUCUACCAUGACUGUCAAAACUCCCCCAAGUUCUUUCAUGGAGGCAGGGGAUUCUUGUGGAAGCUAGAACUCUUGUAGCAACACCCAUCUUCAUGCUGGAGUUGAGUGGAGCUCAUGCUUGUCCUGUUGUUUGAUUCCUUUGAGAACUGCAAGGGGCUGAUCUUAUUUAUAUAUAAGUUUCACAUAGAAGGCGGCAACAUAAAAGGAGGUUGACCACUGGCAGAUUUGGUGGAUAAGAUGAAUGGAUAAUACUUGCACAUAGUGACCCAGACAGAAUUGCUGCAAAAUAGUGUAUAUAACUGACAUAGGACAAGAAGUAACAAUGGUCGCAACAUGCUGGCAGUUGUAUGUAAUUUUUUGGCUGCACACAACUGUUUACAAAUCCUUGUACUAUUGUAAUUUGUGGUUUAAGUGCUAUUAUGAAGCUGCAUUGGCCUCAUUUAUAUUUGCCU